This is a messenger RNA of Nerophis ophidion (straightnose pipefish), 1206 nucleotides long. RefSeq names its product cAMP-dependent protein kinase inhibitor alpha (gene pkia). Gene Ontology annotation, biological process: negative regulation of cAMP-dependent protein kinase activity. Gene Ontology annotation, cellular component: cytoplasm; nucleus. NCBI's taxonomy places the organism in Eukaryota, Metazoa, Chordata, Actinopteri, Syngnathiformes, Syngnathidae. Gene Ontology annotation, molecular function: cAMP-dependent protein kinase inhibitor activity. The transcript has 3 exons. The record is from RefSeq and is a predicted model, not a curated record. Bases 246 to 476 code for a protein of 76 amino acids.
GGCAGACGGGAGACUUCACAGUUGGCUUGGCCUCACUCUCCCGCCACUAAUGUGAUUAUCUCCUUAUUUUUCUACUACUUCACAUCGCUUUCUUCCCCAAUCGGCGUUAUUUGAACACACUGGGGUUAUUUUUAGGUUUUUAUUGUUCCAGUUCUUGGCGGUGGUGUUUCCAUGAUGGCUGAGCCGAGCCACUGAGAGUCCGCAUCCACGGCAUAAGGUGUUGCCGUGUGAACGAUGCUCGAGCCAUGUCUGAUGUCGAGGUCACGUACGCCGACUUCAUCGCCUCCGGCCGGACCGGACGUAGAAACGCCAUGCAUGACAUCCUGCAGAGUCCCACUGACCCCGAGGGCCGAGAGAUGUCCCUGUCCUUGUCCCAGGUGCACAUCCACGCAGGAGGCGGAGAUGCCAACGACGCCGAGGAGGGUCCAGGUGCGUCGUCCUCGGCUCAAAGAGAGACGCAGCAGAAGAACAGCUGAACACACCGUUGUGGGACGGCCCUCUGCCCGUGUCGGCCCCCCCGCCUCCCUUCACACCUGGCAGGUAGUCUGACUUUGAAGGAUCUGUCCAAGCCGCCUCCUCUAGUCCCUUUAAAAGGUGGCGACCAUGAACCGGAACUUUCCUCUCACGUCCGGACUUUCUAGCCUGAGCUCUCAACUUGAAUCGGAGAAAAGUUGCUGAAUUGACAGAUUCUUCUCCCGGUGGUUAAUUUAGCGAGUGCUAAAAGCAGCGAGGGAUGGGAGGAGAGAGCAGCUUUUGUUGCCGUGGAUCGCAAGAAAAUGUACGAUGUUUUUUGACUGUGAAUUAAUUUAUGAUUUUUUUGCGUUUUAAUUUUGCAUCAAGUGACAAUUUCAUAAAAUGUUCCACUUUAAUUUCAUAAUUUCUGCACUGAAUUUUUACACUGUGUAUUUUAACAAACAUCAUUUCUAAACACACACAUUUUGCUCAAAAUUUUUAUUAUUGGAUGAAAUUGUCAGCAUUUUUGUGUGUGUUUAAAAAUUCUGUGUGUAAAAAUUCAGUGUAAAAAUGUUUGGUUGCUUCAAAACUCAAGACCCUUCUCCGGUAAAUUAUAUUAAAUUAGAAAAUUAAUUUAACUUGGUUUUUUGGGACUAUAGAGCAGAAAAAAAUAUGUAGUUUUUUUUUUUUUCUAUCAAAUUAUGCUGAAAAAUUCAUAAAAUUUCAGUUUAAUUUCAUAAUUUUUGCACAGAA